Molecule: messenger RNA, 1014 nt
Organism: Anthostomella pinea
Lineage: Eukaryota; Fungi; Ascomycota; Sordariomycetes; Xylariales; Xylariaceae
Source: the annotation of a GenBank genome assembly
AUGGAUAACGAGACUCCUAAGCGCAUCAUGGAUACGGCUGGCAAUGCGGGCGAGGCGACCCCGAGUAAUCCGAUACCGAAACCUCAAGUCAGCUCUGACAUCAGAUUGGACCCGGGUCUAAUUGAAGCGCUCCCUUUGUCUGUAUCGGAGGUCCUCUCGGCGCGACACUACGAGCUUCAGAUAGUACGUCUUGGUAGUAGGGGCCGCGCAAUGAUAGAAGGAGAGUAUGAAUCACUGAAGGCCCUUUACGCUGUCUCGCCCACAUUCGUACCAGUUACUUAUUCUUGGGGCAGUUACAAGAACAAGGCGACCGGCGUGCAUACACACUUCCUUCUCACGCAGUGUCGUGAAAUUGCCGACCAGCCUCCUAACCCGGUCAAGUUCACCGCUCGCCUUGCAGAACUCCAUCGAAACUCCAAGUCGCCGACGGGGAAGUUCGGCUUCCACAUCACCACCUGUCACGCGAAGUUGCCGCAGCUCACCGACUGCUGGACGGAGUCAUGGGAGACCUUGUACAAAAAACAGCUUGCGCACAUGGUUCACGUGGACGAGGAGGAACAUGGAGCAUGGCCCGAGUUCCGACAGAUCUGCAAGCUUAUUCUCGACAAGGUCAUACCGUUGCUGAGCGAGAGUCGCACCAUCAAACCAUGCCUUGUUCAUGAAGAUCUAUGGGAUGAGAACACAGCUACUGAUAUGGAGAUCGGGGAGCCUUUCGCGUUCGACGCUGGCGCCUUCUACGCCCACAAUGAGUACGAGUUGGGCAAUUGGAGAGCUGCGCGGAAUAAACUGAGUGCCAGGAUCUACGUGGAUAACUACAAGAAGAACUACCCACCCUCUGAACCAGUGGACGAGUGGGACGACCGAAACUUGCUGUACCCGUUGCGAUACGACCUGGGUUAUGCAAUCCUCUUCCCCGGCUCGAACACGCGUCUGGUCAUGAAGGAAAACAUGGCUCUGCUUUGUGCGAACUACUUCCCCGCAGACUUGCAAGCCCUUCAGACCCGUCACAGGUAG